GAUGGGAAGGCCUGCCAGAAUUCAAUCUGCACGCUAUGGCCGCCAUCGGCGAUGUCACCGUGGGCUUCCGCAAGGGCGCGAAUGGGCAGCUUCACAUGGGCCUCGAGCUCCAGCAAGGCAACGAGCGUGAGCUCAUCUCCAAGGCCAUUUUGGACCAGCUAUAUGCUGCGCACCGCGAUUUGCAGCCGCGUGUCGACGGCCUCUUCACAGCGCUCAUGCACAUGAACGGAGCGUUCGAGAAGCACGGGUACGACGGCUGGCGCAUCACUUCGACGGGCGAAGUCAUCUCGGACGUUGCCAGCGACCAAACGGUUGUCGCGACCUUCAACGCAAAACUGCAGGAUCUCAAUGGGUUUAUCGUUCACCACAAGCAGCGGGCACGGUCGGUGAGUGCGCCGCCAACCCGCGACCACCGCGGCUGGAUCUGCAAGCAAGGAAGCGUCGUGAAGAACUGGAAGCGCCGCUUCAUGGUGCUUCAGAGCUGCCACUUGCACUACUUUGAGACGGACAAGCUCACGCCGACGCUCAAGCCUAAAGGGUCUUUCCAGGUCUUGGCGAUUGAACGCGCGAGUGAUCUCCAGCACGGCCUUGUUGCCAAAGGUUCGGGCAACCGCGUCUUUAAGUUCUACGCCGACGACGCGCAAUCGUGCACGGCGUGGUUCACGGCCAUUGUGUCGCACCUUCGUAGCCGCCCCACCGUCACCCCGUCCGCGUCCGCGCCCAACCUCUCGUCUCCAGCGCGGUCGCUCUCCGCGUCGUCGGCCUCUUCGUCAUCAUCUGCGCCAACGCCGCAACCACCUCGCCGCGCGUCCACGGCCGCGUUGCCAGCACCACUGUCGGCCCCCACUGUCACACCUGCCGCGCCCCAGAAAGAGACGCCAGCGAGUGCCCCUGGACCUCCCGUUGCCAAGAGACUGCCGAUUGCCACGCCUGUAUCGCAGGCUGCUGCGAUCAAGCCACCGGUUGCACCAACCAAGCCGUCGCCAGUAAAGCACUUGGUGCAUGCCCCAAGCGCGCCGUCCUUGGCAGCGCCCAAGAAGGUUGACAUAGCAUCCGUGCUCGUCGCUCUUGCCAAACAGCCGACGGGCGCGCUCUCGAUGAGCUUGAAGACGACCGAGGGCGUCACGUACCGCGUCGUCGUUGCGACCGAGCUCAACGCGAUUUACGCGCAGCACCCUCGCUUCAAGCCGCUUGUCGACGGUCUUUUCACGGCCAUGUCCCGCCUCAAUGAGCGCCUGCGCUCGCGCCAGUACAGCGGGUGGGCACUCACCAGCACGGGCACUGUCGAAUGCAGCUACAGCCCGACGGAAGCCGCGGCUUUCAACGCUGCUCUGCAAAGCGUUAAUCAGUACAUCGUUCGGCAAAAACACGCCCACCUCGGCAGAGCGCCGUCGACCGGCAACAUUGCAGCGCCUGCACCAAGCGCCAGCAACAACAACAACAACAAUAUUGACAACGUAGCGCGCACUGUGGCGGCGAACGUCCCCGUGGGCUUGGCCGCAAACCUUGUCAGCGUCUUUGUGAGCGAAGAGCUGGGCAAAGCCAUCCAAGCCGUGGCGCCGGUGCUCGAGGCUGGUCAAGCUGCGCUCAAAGAACAAGAGCGCCAGGAAUCAAAACGGAGCGCACCGAUGGCGGCGGCGCCGCCCCGCCUCGCCCAAGUGCACACGGGCAUCAUGUGCGACGGAUGCAAGGUGACUCCGAUCACGGGGCCGCGGUACCAAUCGACCAAGUAUGCAACCAUCGACGUCUGCGGUCGCUGUGUGCAGUCGCCGGCCGUGCAAACGACGUGGGGUCCGUUCCAAGAGAUGCGCCAGACAGUCGUGCACCCCAACGUUGCGUGCGACGGCUGCGGCACCAACCCAAUCGCUGGCACGCGCUUCAUCUCGAAGAAAACUCCCAACUUUGACUGCUGCGAGCGCUGCGUCGGACGCCUCCACACAGCUCACGGCCCCUUUGACGCUGUCGCGCGGCCCCGCGUUCUGACAACGCACAUCAACAUCACGUGCGACGGCUGCCGGUUGGGCCCGAUCCGCGGCGCCCGGUUCGCAUCCACGCGUGUCGCCAACUUUGAUUUAUGCCACAUGUGCACUCGGAGCCGGCGCUUUGAGGCGUCGCACGGCCCGUUCAGGCGCGUGGGCAACCGCAACGAGAAGAACGAACGCGGCGAGACGGUGACGAUCGAGGUCCAGACGGGCGGUCCGGCGCGUGACAUGUCCGAGUCCAACCACUAUGACGACUAUGACGACGACGAAGGCAUGUAUGAGUCGAACGACGGCACGUUCGCCGGCGACGAUGGGUCCAAUUUCGCUGGCGGCGAUUUGUUCGCUGGCGAUAGUGGCGUCAACGGCGUUGACACCAGUGGGGCCUUUGGGUUUGAAAAUGCCAUGGGCUACGCCGACGAUUCCGGCGGUGCGAGCUCCAUGUUUAGCCAAUUGGGCCUAGACAACAACUCGGUCGAUGUCAGCUCGUGGUUCGACGUCAGCAACUUCUCGUACGAUUUCUAAAGCCAAAUGCAGCAGCAUCGCUUGCCGUAUUUAACACA
Molecule: messenger RNA, 2542 nt
Organism: Saprolegnia diclina VS20
Lineage: Eukaryota; Oomycota; Saprolegniomycetes; Saprolegniales; Saprolegniaceae
Exons: 1
Coding region: 36-2504 (822 amino acids)
Molecular function (GO): zinc ion binding
Source: RefSeq, a predicted model, not a curated record